CGCUAUAAAGAAGGCGCUGUCCUUUCUGCGGGGAACGCUCAUCGGAGGACGGUCGACGCAUCAGCUCCGAGAAACCGCCGCCGGCCGCCGCACUCCAUGGCGUCCUCCACCGUGAUUCCGCCGCCUUCCUCGGCGUCCUCCUUCGUCGCCGGCAAGAAAGAGUAUGGCCUCUCCGGAUUCCUCGCUUCCCAGCCGUUUUCCUCCGGGAGGUCGCGGAAACCGGCCGCGAAGAAGAUCGUCUCCGUCAUGGCGCCUCGGCAGACGGAGCGCAAGCCCGCCGCCACCGGCUCGGUGAAAAAUGCGAUGACGAUGACCGAGAAGAUACUGGCUCGGGCUUCCGAGAAGUCGGAGCUGAGUCCCGGGGAGAAUGUCUGGGUCGAUGUCGAUGUUCUGAUGACGCACGAUGUUUGCGGCCCCGGUUCUUUCGGUAUCUUCAAGAAGGAGUUCGGUGAGACUGCUAAGGUCUGGGAUCGCGAAAAGAUUGUCAUCAUUCCUGAUCAUUACAUUUUCACAAGUGAUGAACGUGCUAAUCGCAAUGUGGAUAUUUUGAGAGAUUUUUGCAAAGAGCAGGAUAUCAAGUACUUCUAUGAUAUCAAAGACCUUAGUGACUUCAAGGUUAAUCCAGACUACAAGGGUGUGUGUCACAUUGCUCUAGCCCAAGAAGGUCAUUGCAGACCUGGCGAGGUUCUGUUAGGUACUGACUCUCACACCUGUACUGCUGGAGCUUUUGGCCAGUUUGCCACUGGUAUUGGCAACACUGAUGCUGGCUUUGCGUUGGGGACUGGGAAGAUCCUGCUCAAGGUGCCUCCUACAUUGAGAUUUGUGAUGGAGGGCGAAAUGCCUGAGUAUUUGUUGGCGAAAGAUUUGAUUUUACAAAUUAUUGGAGAAAUAUCAGUGUCUGGUGCCACCUAUAAAUCAAUGGAAUUUGUUGGUUCUACUGUUGAAAGUUUAAAUAUGGAAGAGAGAAUGACAUUGUGCAAUAUGGUUGUGGAAGCCGGGGGUAAGAAUGGUGUGGUACCUGCAGAUAGCACAACGUUUGAGUACCUUAAGGAUAAGACAUCAAAGCCCUAUGAACCGGUUUACAGUGACGAGAAAGCCAGAUUUCUCUCUGAGUACCGUUUUGACGUCUCAAAGUUGGAGCCCUUGGUUGCAAAGCCUCAUUCUCCAGAUAAGCGUGCCUUAGCCAGAGAAUGCAAAGAUGUGAAGAUAGACAGAGUAUACAUUGGAUCUUGUACUGGGGGUAAAACUGAGGAUUUCCUAGCUGCAGCAAAAGUUUUUCUGGCUUCAGGAAAGAAGGUUAAAGUUCCCACAUUCGUCGUUCCUGCUACACAGAAGGUGUGGAUGGACGUAUAUACCCUCCCAGUACCCGGAUCUGGUGGCAAAACUUGCUCCCAGAUAUUUGAAGAGGCAGGUUGUGACACGCCUGCAAGUCCUAGCUGUGGUGCUUGUUUAGGUGGCCCUAGAGACACUUAUGCUCGUAUGAAUGAACCCAAGGUCUGUGUAUCAACAACUAACAGGAACUUCCCUGGGCGUAUGGGCCACAAGGAAGGCCAGAUUUAUCUAGCCUCCCCGUUCACUGCAGCUGCGUCUGCUUUGACCGGUUAUGUUACUGAUCCCAGAGAUUUCUUGCAGUAAACAGUGGCAAUGAUGAAGGUGGCUAAUCCAUGCACUACCGCUCCUUAACUCAUAGGUUAGAAUCAGUGCGGAUGGUAGCUGUGUUAUGUUGUGCAUCAUAUUAUUCGGGUGUUUCUAAAUAAGCUUUUGUACCGAGAGAGGACACUUUCAAGGGAUUGAUGUCUAUGAGCAGUAACGCUUAUAUAAUACGACUCGAUAGGAAGUACGUGGUUUUGUUGCAGAUGUGUAAGGAGGAACUGUUAUUUGGCUUUGAAAUGAUAAAAAGAUCAGAAGAUUAAUCU
Molecule: messenger RNA, 1916 nt
Organism: Syzygium oleosum
Lineage: Eukaryota; Viridiplantae; Streptophyta; Magnoliopsida; Myrtales; Myrtaceae
Product: 3-isopropylmalate dehydratase large subunit, chloroplastic
Exons: 15
Coding region: 97-1635 (512 amino acids)
Biological process (GO): amino acid biosynthetic process
Molecular function (GO): 4 iron, 4 sulfur cluster binding; 3-isopropylmalate dehydratase activity
Source: RefSeq, a predicted model, not a curated record